AACAGUUGGUAGGAAAAUGUCUAGUAACUUUGGCAGUGUUGUGAAUUCUCAGGAGGUCUUUUAUGAAAUGUUUUGUACCAACUGCAAAUGGACUUGAACUGUCAGAAAAAUCUGGGAAAGCACUGAAGACACUGCAAAACAUCUGGGACUAAUCGUCCCCAGAAAACAUGUUGUUUGGUAUGUCAUGUCUAACCCAUAUGUAUAGGAUUGCCCACAAGGGGACAACCACUUUUUUUUGUUCUCAUGACAAAUACCUGAGAAAUAACUCUUACAUUUCUUGUAUUCUAAUCAGCAAGCUAAGUAAAUGCACAUGGAUGAUUCUCUACAACAAAGUUUCCACAGUCAUAUUGAUAGUAAUUGAUAGUUGAUUUGGAACUCAUUUUAUUCACAUUCGGUCUAAAUAUUUGGUACCCUGACUGGCAGCAUGCUCGCAAAUUCUUGUAGCACGAAGCAAAAAUUGUCGGGCUAGAAGUCAUUGAACAGUAUGUUCUUUCAUCGAUGGAAACCCUAAAUUUUAAUGUAUAUCUUCACAAGGAAUGGUCUAUCUCUAUUCUAACAUGCCUGUCACUUCUCUUUUUCUAGGCUAGGAGCAGCAAAGAGACAAGCCUUGAAGAUGAUGAUGAGUCUAAAAAGACCACUCAUCCUAAGGACAAGGAAAAGCCAAUACCCCGUCCCCGGAUCAGUCAGAAGCAGCCAUCUCAGACUCCAGCAGAACCCCUGGGCUGUUCUCCCUGUGAGUUGUCCCCCCUUGCUAGCCUCUCUGGAAUCCCUGUGCUGCGGCCUGUCCGCUCCUGCAGCGAGUCAGCUCUCAUUGGUCAUCCUACCACUGAGGCUGAGGACUGCAAACGUGCAGCUUCCUUCCAUGACCUCCGUCGCCCUGAAGGGCAGCAGCCCGAUCCCCUUUGGCCAGUGGUUUCCUCCAUUAGUGCCUCAUUCCACCAGGGAUCGUCUUUGUACCUUCACUCAGCCUGGGUUGGUAGUCAGUGUACUACCAUGGCUUUGGUUGCUGUGACCCUGUCCACUGUCAUGCCCGUCUUUCGAUGGGCGCGGAAGGAGCUUGACACCAUUCUCCGCGACGGGGACAGGAAUCAUGGCACCAUUCUCUCCAGCCUGGGCCGAACUGCCGACACCAUUAAGCGGGUGGGCAUAUAUGAGCUCACUGGGCAAAUAGUCCCGGUGGAACUAAGGUCUGGGACCUUCCUGAUGAAGGGGUGCCCGGACCAUGAGGCAGCUGGGCUUUUGUCGGUCAACCCCGACGUCCAGCCACGGUGGGAUUUAGGGUUUGUUAGCCUGGCGGAAGGGCUUAGAAUGGCUCUGGAUGAGACCAGUGGAGCUGUGCUGACAGUGGGGGAGUACAGCAUGGCUGUAAUGAGGGACCCCAUGGGAGGAGUGAGGCUGUUUGACAGCCAUAGCCGGGACCCGCUUGGCAUGUUUCACCCUGAUGGACACGCAGUCCUCAUCAAGACCAGGACUCUGAGUGAUAUGGAGGCCUUGUUUAGACGAAAGCUCAAACAGAGAGGGAAGAAGAGGGCUCAGUUUGAAGUGUUGGGCUUCAAACUGAUGGACCAGUAGCGAUCUA
Molecule: messenger RNA, 1579 nt
Organism: Liolophura sinensis
Lineage: Eukaryota; Metazoa; Mollusca; Polyplacophora; Chitonida; Chitonidae
Exons: 3
Coding region: 994-1572 (192 amino acids)
Source: RefSeq, a predicted model, not a curated record